Messenger RNA from Patiria miniata (bat star), 983 nucleotides. RefSeq lists its product as uncharacterized. Bases 517 to 822 code for a protein of 101 amino acids. The record is from RefSeq and is a predicted model, not a curated record. NCBI's taxonomy places the organism in Eukaryota, Metazoa, Echinodermata, Asteroidea, Valvatida, Asterinidae. The transcript has 2 exons.
GGAACCGGAACCGACCAGGGAGCCGACUGGGGAACCGGAACCGACAGGCGAACCAACUGGGGAACCGGAACCGACAGGCGAACCAACUGGGGAACCGGAACCGACCGGGGAACCAGAGGGGGAACCGACUGGGGAACCGGAAGGCAAACCGACCGGGGAACCAGAACCGGAGCACUCGGAUGAACCUGUCUCUGUAUCCGAACAAGAUGGCUUCAGGGCAUCCACCAUGGAGGUCAUCCUCCCACCACUUAUCACUUAUCACUUAUCACCACCAAGUAUCAUUCUUAUACCAUUCCUGAAGCAACUAAUGUGUGUCAUGUGUGUCCUUGGCAUUAAUAUGUAAAUUCUCAAGUGCCGGUGUAUAAGUUUGGUUUUUAGCCAAUAUCUCAGCCAAUAUUGCAGCUAAUGUUCUGCUAAUAUUCCACAUUUUGUUCUACUAAAGGUCUAUCCUACCUAGCUUUAAGAACUGAAUUCCGACGUCGAGCGAACCACGAUCGGCGUGUGCACAAUCUGUACAUGACCCAGUCCAGCAUGAAGAUGCUCAAGUCUUGCCCCAAGGAAAGCCAAGCAUUUCUGGAAGAGGAAGACAUCGAUAUUCUGGACAGCAUGCAGAGUUUCUUCAACCGUCCGCUGGGGCUGUGUCGUAUCGCCAUGCCGGGUCUGCUCUCCCUCGCUUUCUGCCCCUUGGUUCUCUUCAUCUACGCCCCGGUGGCGGAGUUCUUCUGGCCCGCCGACCUCUUUCCGGGAGGCCAACCGAACAUCAAUGAAGUCAUCGGUAAAGUCGUGCCUACAGCUUGGCAAUCGUCAACAUUGUUAGGCUGAAUGUAACUCUGUUUAUUCAGCACACUAGUCAAGACAGUAUUAAAAAACUGAUUUAUAUUUAUUUAUGAACGAAGACAUGUUUGUUUUUAAAAUACCUUGGUUUUGCCAAGGAAAAAUAUGAGGGACAAAGAAAAGCCAACAAGUUAUGUGGUGUUUCCAAG